AGUACCGACCUCAUCAUGAGCUCCGAUGUAUCCGCACCUGCAUUCUAUCCACACAUGCCUUGGAAACUUCGUACUUAAAGGCGUCUCGAUGACGCCAUUGACAUUGAUCAGUCUUGCCUCCUUGCCUUCCCGUGAGCGCUUCUUAGAGGAGGGUGUCGGAGGAGGAGGCGGAUGGAGGAUAAAGGAGGAGGAGGUGGCGGCGGAGCAGUGGUGGUUGUCGGGCGAGCGGAGAUCGACACGAGGCCGCCGUUCAAGUCGGUGAAAGAGGCUGUCGCGCUGUUCGGGGAACGGGUCCUCGCGGGGGAGAUCAUUGCCAAUAGGCUCAAAGAGAUGCGUGCCGGAGCUAGUGAAACCGCCCGGGCGGCACACUCCCAAAUUGCAGCCCUAACGACCGAGCUCGAGGAAACUAAGCAAAACCUCGUAAAGGCCCAAGAAGACAACAACCGGUUGGCCAACUCCCUCAAAACCCUCAAAGACGAGCUCGAGAAUGCCAGGAGAGAGGUGAAGCGAUUGAAGGCCGCGGCGUCUCCGAAACACUCUCUCGAUCCCGAGAUCGAGGACGUCAAGUUCAUCGAGAACGUCACCAGAGUUGGCAGGGCCAAGAAGAAGUUAUCCCUGACCAGCGAAGAGGAAGAAGAAGACGACAGCGCCGGCGAUGAAGACGACGACGACGACGAGAGGGAGUUUGAGUUCCACAGGAAGACGACAAGGUACGUGAAGUUCGCGAGCCCGCCGUCGCUGACCCGAGUGAUCACGAGUAGUGAAGAGCGUGAGACUGGGCCGGAGAGGCCACUGUCCGCGAACAAGACGAAAAGCAAGAAGGCUCUCGUCUCCGUCGUGGGGUGGCUGCUGGCAAGGAAGAAGAGCGGACCUGAUCACCACAGAGAGGAUUACUAGUUCGUCCAUGUUUCCUCUGCAGAAGGAGCAAGAUUCUUGAGCAUGAGAAAUUUACCGCAGGAAGCAUCUUUAAUUUUAGUUCCGAUUAGCUGAAUUUUUCCCAGAGGCUGUGAUGUACUUAGGUAUUGAUGGUACAGUAUUGUACCAUAUUCUAUCCAUGUCUACAUCCGUGGCUCUCAAAUAAAUUGCGUUCGUGUCGAUCAAACGCGUCACGUGCUUUUAAAUGUUUGGUGCUGCUAAUGAAAUCGAACUUUCUGGUGGGGAAGAUUUAUGUGGAUGAA
Eucalyptus grandis is the source of this 1178-nucleotide messenger RNA. RefSeq names its product WEB family protein At2g17940. NCBI's taxonomy places the organism in Eukaryota, Viridiplantae, Streptophyta, Magnoliopsida, Myrtales, Myrtaceae. The record is from RefSeq and is a predicted model, not a curated record. The transcript is spliced from 2 exons. Bases 172 to 897 code for a protein of 241 amino acids.